Oryza sativa Japonica Group (Japanese rice) is the source of this 1333-nucleotide messenger RNA. Its product is annotated as protein EXORDIUM. Lineage: Eukaryota; Viridiplantae; Streptophyta; Magnoliopsida; Poales; Poaceae. The record is from RefSeq and is a predicted model, not a curated record.
UCAAGUCACUGCAGGGUUUCGAGCAGCAAGAUGGCUUCGUGUAUGAUGAUACCGAUUAUAGUGUUGAUCCUAGUAAGCAUGGCAGCGAACGCUCUGGCUGAUGAUCGGCGGCAACUCCAGCUGAUGCAGGAUCCGGCCGCCGGCGACGUGCUCUCGUACCACGGCGGCGCGGUGCUCAGCGGCGACAUCCCGGUGUCGAUCGUCUGGUACGGUAAGUUCGCGCCGUCGCAGAAGGACAUCGUCGUCGACUUCGUGCAAUCGCUGACGUCCACGUCGUCGUCGUCGCAGCGGGCCGCGACGCCGUCGGCCGCGCAGUGGUGGAGCACCCUCGCGACGGUUUACCUGUCGAACGCGACCACAGGCGGCGGCGGGAAGCCGGCGGCGGCGACGCGCGUCGUCCUGUCCGGUCAGGUGUCCGACGAGGAGUACUCCCUCGGCAAGACGCUGACGCUGGUCCAGGUCUUCCAGCUCGCCGCCGGCGCGGCACCGAAGAGAGGCGCCGUCGUGCUGGUCCUCACCGACCCGGACGUCGUCGUCGAGGGCUUCUGCAGCGUGCGCUGCGGCGUCCACGGCUCCGACGCCGGCGCCGGGUACGCCUACGCGUGGGUGGGGAACGCCGAGCGCCAGUGCCCCGGACAGUGCGCGUGGCCGUUCGCGGCGCCGCCGUACGGGCCGCAGGGCUCGCCGCUGGGCGCGCCGAACGGCGACGUGGGAACGGACGGCAUGGUGGUGACGCUCGCCAGCACGCUGGCCGGCGCGGUGACCAACCCGUUCGGCGACGCCUACUACCAGGGCGACAAGGACGCGGCGCUCGAGGCGUGCACGGCGUGCGCCGGCGUGUACGGGAGCGGCUCGUAUCCCGGCUACGCCGGGAAGGUGCUCGUCGACGAGGCGAACGGCGGCAGCUACAACGCCAUCGGCGGCGGCGGCAAGAGGUUUCUUCUCCCCGCCAUUUACAACCCGGCGACCACUGGUUGUUGCUCUACGACGGUGUAGAACGCACAUUCAGCCUCUCAUUAUAUGGGCCUCAAUUGGUCAAUUCCGGCCUAUCUACGUGGAUGGCCCAGAAGUUUGGCCCAUCCAUAUCAGGCCUCACGAAAAACAAUUCCCAUGAAGAUUUUUUUUUGAACGAACACCAUGAAAAAUUGAGGACCCCUUUGCUAGGCCUCAAACCUUUCCACAUCUAAUAUCUAAAGCUGCCUCUUCGCUAGCAUUUGAUUGGUCUACUUGGCGCCUCUUACUUUGAAGAAAAAAAUAAAUUUAUAUUAGAGAAAAAGCACCUAACAAUAAUAUGUGAGGACAAAUCUAGAGAAAAAUAUCACAUAUUAAUUCU